Messenger RNA from Amorphotheca resinae ATCC 22711, 533 nucleotides. RefSeq lists its product as hypothetical. NCBI's taxonomy places the organism in Eukaryota, Fungi, Ascomycota, Leotiomycetes, Helotiales, Amorphothecaceae. The record is from RefSeq and is a predicted model, not a curated record. Bases 110 to 403 code for a protein of 97 amino acids. The transcript has a single exon.
CCUUCGCCCACACCUCACCCCAACCCAGCCAGGCCUUUCCUUGCUCUCUCCAUUUUACGAUGAUACCACAGCUCGAGGAUCGACGAGCACGGCGUCCUGGCGUGUGGCUAUGAAUAUACCGGGAAUACCCUCUCCCCUCGCCUCCCCUCCCUUCCUUCCUUCAUUGUACCUAUUCAACCAAUUCCUCCUUUUCUUCUUCUUCUUCUUCCUCCUUUCACGCAGGCAUUUCUCAGGCGUUCAUCAUCUUCAUCUUACGAACCAUACAUCAUCGUUUUUUCAUCAUCAUCAUCGCGAGAGACCAUCAUCAUCAUCAUCAUCAUCAUCAUCAUCAUCAUCAUCAUUGCAUUUGCAUUUGCAUGUGGAGGUCGGAAGUCGGAGGAGGGAGGGAGGGAGAAUGAAAUGAAAAGAAAUGAAGUGCAUGGAAGGAAGGAAGGAAGGAAGGAAAGGCCGAAUGGAUUGAUUGAUGGAUAGGGCGAGGGCGCGCGGUUUAUACGCAUAUUUAUAUCUUAUCUUAUCUUAUCAUAAGUUAGGAA